AGAGACAAUAACCAAUGGAAGAACAAAUUGAUUUGGUCGGGAAGGCAUUUACAGAUCAUUACUACCAUCUUUUCGAUAAUGAUCGGCAAGCUCUCUCUUCUCUCUACAGGCCUUCCUCCAUGUUGACGUUUGAGGGCCAAAAGAUACUAGGUGUUGAGGACAUCACUGCUAAGCUUACCAGCUUUCCGUUUGAUCAAUGCCAACAUGUGAUCAGCACCAUUGAUUUACAACCUUCUACUUUCGCUGGCGGCAUUGUCGUCUUCGUCAGCGGCAGCCUGCAGUUGCCCAGAGAGGAGCACCAUUUACGGUUCAUCCAGAUGUUUCAUCUAGUACCCGUACUUGAAGGAAAUUUCUUCGUGCAUAAUGACAUAUUCCGCCUCAACUAUGAAUGAAUGUUUUCCCCAUUUGUCGCGCAAUAUACAUUUACUUGAAGGAAGCACAUUCCUCUUUACCUUUCAUCUUUUCUUCAUUGUAUUAUUGGAUGCAAA
Hibiscus syriacus is the source of this 488-nucleotide messenger RNA. RefSeq names its product nuclear transport factor 2B-like. The transcript has 2 exons. Gene Ontology annotation, biological process: nucleocytoplasmic transport. The record is from RefSeq and is a predicted model, not a curated record. Gene Ontology annotation, cellular component: nuclear pore central transport channel. NCBI's taxonomy places the organism in Eukaryota, Viridiplantae, Streptophyta, Magnoliopsida, Malvales, Malvaceae. The coding region runs from base 15 to 392 and encodes 125 amino acids.